Messenger RNA from Fundulus heteroclitus (mummichog), 1418 nucleotides. RefSeq names its product transmembrane protein 138-like. The record is from RefSeq and is a predicted model, not a curated record. The coding region runs from base 571 to 1059 and encodes 162 amino acids. Gene Ontology annotation, cellular component: cilium. NCBI's taxonomy places the organism in Eukaryota, Metazoa, Chordata, Actinopteri, Cyprinodontiformes, Fundulidae. The transcript is spliced from 5 exons.
GUUUAUUAGAGAGGUGAAGGGAUAAAAGCUGCUCCAAGGACACAAGCUGUCAGGCUGCAGCACUCUUUGUUGUUUACAUGCGUCCCUCAGAGAGACGCGGACAGCUUCAGCAACUGAAAUGAACCCUCCAGUUCAGGAUUUCUGCCCCUUUCCCCUCAGGAUCCUGAUGUCUCACCGGCUCUGAUAUGCAUGUCUGCAGGUUGCACUGCGCAGCUGCAUCUGCAGGAUCUACAACAAUCAAAACAUGCUGACCUCUCUGAAUUCUUGGCAGCUCGUCUCUAAACCAAACCUUGCUUUCCUGUUUGGCGGUGCUUCAGUUUGUCUAAAAUAAACUGAAUUCAUCAGAAAAAAAACAACAACAACAUGGAAUGAAGAAGUAAUGUUGUACCAAACGGACCUGAUCUGCAUUUGGAAGAGCAGGAGUACCUGAAUGCCCCGCUGAGGCACCCAAACCGUCAGACCUGCAGUGUCCAGGUCGAUGUUUCUCUGCAGUGGACGUGAGGGAGUGCUGCAGCCUUGGAUUCACAGUGGAACCACAAUCCGCCCGGGCACCCAGCCUUCGGGUCGGAGAUGCUCCACGCCAGCAACUACUCCCUUGUGUUGCUGAUUCAGCUCAGUCUGCUCUCCUUUGACCUGUUUGUCAACUCCUUCAGCGAACUGCUGAGGACUGAACCCGCUGUCCAGUUGGUGCUUUUCAUCAUGCAGGACAUUUGCAUCUUGUUUAACCUGAUCAUCAUUCUGUUGAUGCUCUUCAACACCUACGUGUUCCAGGUUGGCCUGGUUGCCAUCCUGCUGGAGCGAUUUAGGGCCCUGCUAAUGCUCUCCACUCUCUACCUGACCUUCAGCAUCAUACUCCAUUCGUGGCUUAUGAAUCUGCGCUGGCUAAACACAAACAGAUAUGUGUGGACAGAUGGUCUUCAAGUGCUUUUUGUGUUUCAAAGAUCUGCUUCUGUGUUGUACUACUACUUCUAUAAGCGGACCUCAGAGUAUCUGGGUGACCCUCGUCUCUAUGAGGAUUCGCCCUGGCUGAGAGAAGUGUUUGCCCGGUCCAGACAGUGAUCUGCAGAGGGAUCCGCAAAGAGCACACGAUGCUACAGAAAUGUCACUGUGAAAAAGUUACCCAUUGAAUGAAUGAUGUUAAAAGAAAAUCCCAACAUACUCCGGUCGUUUCAAUUUUCUUCGAUUUCACGGUGAGGAAAAAAUGUAUUUGGUAGCUAAUUUAGAGAUACAUAACUAAUUUACAAAUUGUAACAAAACAUAAACUGAAGCCUGAAAUGCAUUCACUGAAACACACGAGGAGAUUUUCUACUUUACAGCUCAAACAUAUGGUCCAUAUGACAUCUUCCUUCCCUUGUGCCAAAUCUUAAGGUAUUUCAGGUAUGUGUUGACAUUUUAAAAUUUGACAAACUGUGUGGAAA